AUGCGCCCUGCUGCUGCCCGCGCCCUCGUGCGCCCUGCUGCUGCCCGCGCCCUCGUGCGCCCUGCUGCUGCCCGCGCACUCGUGCGCCCUGCUGCUGCCCGCGCCCUCGUGCGCCCUGCUGCUGCCCGCGCCCUCGUGCGCCCUGCUGCUGCCCGCGCCCUCGUGCGCCCUGCUGCUGCCCGCGCCCUCGUGCGCCCUGCUGCUGCCCGCGCCCUCGUGCGCCCUGCUGCUGCCCGCGCCCUCGUGCGCCCUGCUGCUGCCCGCGCCCUCGUGCGCCCUGCUGCUGCCCGCGCCCUCGUGCGCCCUGCUGCUGCCCGCGCCCUCGUGCGCCCUGCUGCUGCCCGCGCCCUCGUGCGCCCUGCUGCUGCCCGCGCCCUCGUGCGCCCUGCUGCUGCCCGCGCCCUCGUGCGCCCUGCUGCUGCCCGCGCCCUCGUGCGCCCUGCUGCUGCCCGCGCCCUCGUGCGCCCUGCUGCUGCCCGCGCCCUCGUGCGCCCUGCUGCUGCCCGCGCCCUCGUGCGCCCUGCUGCUGCCCGCGCCCUCGUGCGCCCUGCUGCUGCCCGCGCCCUCGUGCGCCCUGCUGCUGCCCGCGCCCUCGUGCGCCCUGCUGCUGCCCGCGCCCUCGUGCGCCCUGCUGCUGCCCGCGCCCUCGUGCGCCCUGCUGCUGCCCGCGCCCUCGUGCGCCCUGCUGCUGCCCGCGCCCUCGUGCGCCCUGCUGCUGCCCGCGCCCUCGUGCGCCCUGCUGCUGCCCGCGCUCGUGCGCCCUGCUGCUGCCCGCGCCCUCGUGCGCCCUGCUGCUGCCCGCGCCCUCGUGCGCGCUGCUGCUGCCCGCGCCCUCGUGCGCUCUGCUGCUGCCCGCGCCCUCGUGCGCUCUGCUCUGCCCGCGCCCUCGUGCGCUCUGCUGCCCGCGCCCUCGUGCGCUCUGCUCUGCCCGCGCCCUCGUGCGCUCUGCUCUGCCCGCGCCCUCGUGCGCUCUGCUGCUGCCCCUGCCGCUGA
Molecule: messenger RNA, 993 nt
Organism: Closterium sp. Naga37s-1
Lineage: Eukaryota; Viridiplantae; Streptophyta; Zygnematophyceae; Desmidiales; Closteriaceae
Source: the annotation of a GenBank genome assembly